GCUGAGGUGUACGGAGCCAGACUGGCAGCCAAGUAUCUGGACAAAGAGCUGGCUGGGAGGGUGCAGCAGAUCCAGUUGCUCGGGCGAGACAUGAAAGGACCAGCUCAUGACAAGCUGUGGAACCAACUUGAAGCUGAGAUUCACCUGCACCGCCACAAAACAGUGAUCCGAGCCUGCAGGGGGCGCAAUGAUCAUAAAAAACCCUUGCUAUCACCUGUGGGGCAUACAGGACUGACAUUUAUACACGCACCCACACUUCCAGACAUUCACACAGUUUUUUUUGUUGUUGUUCUGCAGAGGGGAGAAAUUGAGUUUGAGGUGGUUUACGUGGCUCCAGAGGUGGACUCUGACGAUGAGAACGUGGAGUAUGAAGAUGACAGCGGACACCGCUACCGUCUGUACCUGGACGAGCUGGAGGAGGGAUCAGAAGCCAGUCACAAUAAUGGCACUGCCGACCCCGCUUCCCUACAAG
Sinocyclocheilus grahami is the source of this 472-nucleotide messenger RNA. RefSeq names its product Golgi-associated PDZ and coiled-coil motif-containing protein. The transcript is spliced from 3 exons. Gene Ontology annotation, cellular component: Golgi apparatus; trans-Golgi network transport vesicle; membrane. The annotation marks the transcript as partial. The record is from RefSeq and is a predicted model, not a curated record. Gene Ontology annotation, molecular function: transmembrane transporter binding. Lineage: Eukaryota; Metazoa; Chordata; Actinopteri; Cypriniformes; Cyprinidae. Gene Ontology annotation, biological process: negative regulation of protein localization to cell surface.